AUGGCAGACUGCUGUUAUCCUCAAAAGGAUUGGUAUAAACAUGUUAAGUUGUGCGACUGCGCAGACUGUUUCGCGCGCGGAAAUAAACAAGUAAUUAAGGGGUCAAAACGAACAUUAGAUAUGGAUCGGAAGUAUGGCUUAGAUGAAAAGGUACUAUGUGUGAAUGAUAGAAGCCUUGAUAUUGGAUCUUCUCCUCGCUCUAUAAGCCCAAGUCAGUUUAUACCAACGAUAUCAUUUGAUACAGUCCCCAUGCAAGGUAUUUCUCCCGAAGAGGAGGAAGGCUUUGAAGAGGACUAUAUCGAUGGCUAUCGAGGAACUGAUGGCGAAAAUGGAGCUUAUAAUUAUUCUUUGGACGAAUAUUAUAAUAAUGAAGAUACGACCUACAAUUCUGAUUAUCAUGGGUUAUGGAGGCGGCCAAUGUCGGAGGAGUUUUGCCGCAGUAUUUCUCCGAGGAGGUCACGGUCACCGAACUUUCGUGCUGCAGGUGGUGUGAUGGGGAAGUUGGAUAUAUUGCCUGAUGGUAGAAGGGUUCGGAUUGAUUACCCUAGCAAGCCUACCAUUUUAAGCGAUUCCUUCGUAAUUAAUAGGACCCACAAAGACUGGAGGCGGAAAUGGAAAGAGCGCAAAGAGAAGAUUGAAAAUGUGAGAGCCCAGGGGGCUUCACAGUGGUAUCGGUUUCCAGAGAUACUCUUUCCUGAGCCAAAGGUUGACUUAUCUGAUUUGCCGGUUGUAAACGAUGAAGGGGUUGCAUACAACUCCGACCAGCGCGCGAACAUGAAAAGAAUUGCUAAGAUUACGAGAACGCCUGUGGGUUUUCCUGUGUCUCCACGGACAAUUCUAUGUCAUGUAAGUGGAAGAAGGCAUACUUGGGUUGCGUUAGACUGGGCAUUAAUGCAACUAAUGGUUGAAACGGACCAUAUUGUUGUGGUCGCGAACUUGCCAAGGGCCUCUAUGCGGGGAGCAUUUAGAUUACAUCCAUCCAGUCGGUCCAGUUCUAGAUCUAGGUCUAGGUCUAGGUCUGUAAGAAGACCUGGGAGUACUAAUGUGAAUUCUUCGCUGGGUCUAGGUACAAUGGUGAAGGAUAAAGAUGAGGAAUGGAGUGAAGGUUAUACUGUGGGUAAUGUUGAGCAUGUGCUACAGAAUUUGCUUGAUUAUAUUACAUUUGUAGUGCCACAAGAUAAAGCAAUAAAAGUUACAGUGGAUAUAAUAAUCGGUGACACCAAACAGGUUUUGGUGGAGGCCCUGAAUUUGCACUCUCCAGAUUUUCUGGUUGUAAGUUCUACUCAAUACAAAGAUAAUGAUGGGCUCCUCGAUCAUAAAUCCAAAAGACUAACUUCAGUUUUAGCCAGACAGUACCCACUGCCGGUAUUCAUAGUUCCGGCUAAACGCAUGCAUAAUUUCGAGAUGAGCUCGGAAGGCAGCGCAUUCAAAAGAGAGAAGGUCGCUGGUGAUGUUUCUGAUCAACAACUAAGCCUGCCAUCACCAGCAUAUAGACCACGGUUGGUUACAAUGCAUACAUCUCCAUCGGUUAUGUGCCGAGGAGGAUUUUCUAUGGCAGAGGUGGAUGAUGCCAUCAAUGCUAGUGAUAUUACAAGUAUUGACAGCGAUGUUUCUGAACAGGAGAAUCAAACGCAUAGCUGUUCAUUAGCAGGUAGUUUUAACAGGGUUUCCAAACUACGGGAGAAUUAUAGGCUGAGAACGAAAGAUGAGUUCUCUAAAAUAGAUGCAAAUACAUCGCUUGACGCCGACAAGAAGUCGACGGCUAAAAUCGAUUCACUAAUAACCGCAUCUAUGGAAUUUAACAAAGAAUUAGAAAGUUCAGGAUCUGAGUCCAUACUGCAGAUGCAACGGAUGAUCACAGGAGGAGAAAAGCAUAGAGGUUUCCGGAAGAAAUCCAUGUUGGAUGUCCUUGACAUCCCAACAAAACCUAAGCGUAAAAGCAUGAUCCAAACUAGUGUUUCUCAAGGUUCAGAGCUGCCACCAAGAAAGUCAACUAUCAAAUUCGAGGACAAUGUUAAAGGGUCGGACGGUUCAACGGCUGUACAGCAAAUGGGUUCGGAUGAAUCGUUAAGGGAAAUGUCGCCAUUGAGGCAAGUGAAAUCCCUUUCUCAGUCAAGUGUGCAGUUUGGAUCUAACACAACGUUACGAAAAGUCCGCAGUGCGAAUGCAAAUGCUCUUAAUCGAACGAAGUCAAACGAUUCCAUAACUUCGGCUGGAAAAAGAAAGCGGACUGGUUUAUUUGGCGCAUUGUUUGGCGGCAGUGCAAGCGCAAGCACUAGUACUAGUACGGUCACUUCGCCCAUCACAAGUAGAAGGAGCAGCAUGAGUAGCAAUGAAGGAGCAGCUGCUACUAUACCUUCAGGGAGACGGAAAAAGAGAUGGGGAUUUUUGAAAUAA
Molecule: messenger RNA, 2397 nt
Organism: Eremothecium sinecaudum
Lineage: Eukaryota; Fungi; Ascomycota; Saccharomycetes; Saccharomycetales; Saccharomycetaceae
Product: HHL246Cp
Exons: 1
Coding region: 1-2397 (798 amino acids)
Source: RefSeq, a predicted model, not a curated record